GCGGCGCGCACAAGUCUUUCUCCUGGUGUGGCGAACUUAGGGCGGAAGAGAUGCCGCCCCUGAGAGGCCUCCCCGCGGGCCUCGGAGCGCUCGGCCGCGCCGGCACCAUGGAGAGCGAAGGCGGGAGCUCGGCGGCUGUUCUUGCCGUCGUGACUGAACGUCGGUUUGCCCAGCGAUACCGGGAAUAUCUGGAGCAGUGCGAGCUCUUGGAUCGCCGGCACCGUGUGGCAACCGUGGCCGGCGGCGCCGUGGCGAUCCCGGUGCUGGGGGAGACCCUCCCCGAGCCGCACCUGCAGGAGCUGAGGACUCGCGUGGGCCCGGGGAGCUCUUGUGUGCCCACGCGGCUCCCGCAUCCCGCCCCUUCCAAGAAGGCCUGGGGAUGUUCGCCUGCCCAGAGACUGUGUCGUGAGUUGAGAUGCUGGGCUGAGCGCCGGGGAAUGACAUGGUCAGCCGAGUUAGAGGCCGAUUUGCCCCGAUCUUGGCAACGGCAUGGUGACCUCUUGUUGCUGAAUGGAGACUGUUUCCGAGCCAAGCCAUGGGAAAGUCUGGAACCAGAACUCUGGGAGGUUGUUGCCUCGGCCCUUGGUGUCCAGCGUUUGGCCAAACGAGGACGGGUGUUACCUGAUGGCACGCGAACGCCAGCAGUGACACUGUUGCUAGGUGACCACGGCUGGGUAGAGCACGUGGAUAAUGGUAUCCGUUAUAAGUUUGAUGUGACUAAGUGCAUGUUCUCCUUUGGAAACAUCACCGAGAAGCUGCGGGUGGCAUCGCUGCCCUGUGCUGGGGAAGUGGUGGUGGAUCUCUACGCUGGGAUCGGUUAUUUUACAUUGCCUUUCUUGGUCCACGCUGGUGCUGCUUUCGUCCAUGCCUGUGAGUGGAACCCCCACGCUGUAGCUGCGCUGAGAAAUAACCUGGAGCUCAAUGGAGUAGCAGAUCGGUGCCAAAUACACGUUGGGGAUAACCGGAAACUAAAACUUUCAAGCGUUGCAGACAGGGUGAACCUGGGGCUGAUCCCCAGUUCAGAGGAAGGCUGGCAGGUAGCCUGCCAAAUGCUCCGACAGGAGACUGGGGGCAUUUUGCAUAUCCACCAAAACGUGGAGUCUUUCCCAGGAAAGAAUCUUCAGACACAGGGAAGCAACCAAAUGGAGAAAGAACACAGGCCAUAUCCUCAGCAGAUUAUCACCAACGAAUUGGAAAAUAGAGAUUCCAGGGAUUCUAUGAGAAAAAUAACAUCAUCAGCUACUAAGCUAGAGUGGCAGAAGUGGGCAGAAUCUGCAGAAACCCGAAUUGCCAGUCUUCUUCAGCAGGUGCAUGGAAAACUGUGGAAAACACAAAUCCUGCACAUCCAACCAGUGAAAUCCUACGCUCCACAUGUGGCUCAUAUAGUGCUGGAUCUGGAAUGCCGCCCCUGUCCUGUAGUUGGUUAGAGGAGGUACAUCCAGUAACUCAAGGGAUCCAUGUGAGUGGCCCUUCAUGCUUCUGUUCAGGAUAAGUUCUCACCCCUUUUAUUUCCUGGUGGUGGUAGUGGUGGUGGUGGUGGUGGUGUGUCCUGUUAGCAGGCUGUAGAUCACAUCAAAUUAUCAAUGAAAUUGGGCACGCUGAGCAAGUAUUUGAGAAAACUAGUGUGGCUCAUAAGAAGCUCAUUUGUGCAAUCAUGAACUGUGAAUUAAAUGCCUUAGGUAUGCGGUUUUGCUAUUCAUUUGGUCGUGGACUUCCUUAUUUCCAAAUAAGGAAUUUCUUUGGAAACCCCCUGGUGAACAAUAUUAAGGACCAUAAAAGAAGAUAUAGCAGGGCUGAGAGUGUAGCUAGUGAUAAGAGUGGUGGAGACAGAAAUAGGAUCAAAAGUCUGAAUGCUCAGAAAACGAGUCAUCCUUGGACAGUUUGGAACUGAGGAGGCAGUGAUGUGUGUUGAAGAGGUAUGCGUUGUCAUGAGGACUAAAAGGCACUAUGUGUAAAUUCGCUGGGAAAUGUUAGCUCUCAUGUGAUCCUACUGUAGAAAGCAGCCUGCCUAUUUCUAUGUCUCUGGAUGCCUUCCUGUGUUUUCCCUAAUCAUUUGCUUAGCUACAUGCUUUCUUUUCACUUGUGUGCUUACAAAUCACUGUAUUCAAACUAAAAUGAUAAGGAGGGCAACCUGGGGACUUGAGCCAAAAUGGGGAAAAUGAAUCAAGAGAGCAACAUUUGAGGAUUAAGGAUUGCCUUUUUGACCUAGGUUGUAGACAAGGAGUUGGUGUAAGAUACAGCUGGUCAAAUUCACUUGA
Molecule: messenger RNA, 2258 nt
Organism: Dipodomys ordii (Ord's kangaroo rat)
Lineage: Eukaryota; Metazoa; Chordata; Mammalia; Rodentia; Heteromyidae
Gene: Tyw2
Product: tRNA methyltransferase 12 homolog (S. cerevisiae)
Exons: 1
Coding region: 51-1427 (458 amino acids)
Biological process (GO): tRNA methylation
Cellular component (GO): cytoplasm
Molecular function (GO): tRNA methyltransferase activity
Source: RefSeq, a predicted model, not a curated record